Messenger RNA from Micropterus salmoides (largemouth bass), 1130 nucleotides. It is a transcript of the gene btg4, whose product is annotated as B-cell translocation gene 4. Gene Ontology annotation, cellular component: nucleus; cytoplasm. The record is from RefSeq and is a predicted model, not a curated record. Bases 1 to 801 code for a protein of 266 amino acids. Gene Ontology annotation, biological process: negative regulation of cell population proliferation; negative regulation of mitotic cell cycle. NCBI's taxonomy places the organism in Eukaryota, Metazoa, Chordata, Actinopteri, Centrarchiformes, Centrarchidae. The transcript has 4 exons.
AUGAAGGAGGAGAUUGCUGCUGCUGUGUUUUUCAUGGCUCGGCUGGUGAAGAGAUAUGGCUGUCUGGAUAAUGACAGCAGGGAGCGCUUCGCCGCUGCCCUCACCUCUGUUCUGUUUGAGAAGUACAAGAACCACUGGCACCCGAACGCCCCCAGCAAGGGACAGGCCUACAGGUGUCUGCGUAUGAACCCUGUGCGGCUGCAGGACCCGGUGCUGCAGCAGGUCUGUGAGAGGAGCGCGGUGCGUUACGAGGAUCUGGGCCUUCCCCAGGAAAUGACGGUGUGGGUUGACCCUGGAGAGGUGUCCUGCAGGUACGGCGAACACAGCACUCCCUUCUGCGUCUCUGUGGUGGACGGCUCUCGGCGUGGAGAUGGUGAAUUUUCCCGUCGCAUCCAUGAUGCUGUGGAGCGGGCAAGCCUUGAUGUCCCGUCAUGUAGCUCUUCAGAUGAGGAGGAGGGGGGAGGUGACAACAGCAUUAGCAGCAGCAGCAGCAGCUUUUCCGCUCUUUGCCCUGCACCAAUCCCACCCAUCAACCAGGAGCUCAAAACCAUCCCAACGGUCAGCAACCCCAACAGUGUCUACCGGUUCAGUGAAUUUUCUGCAGGGGCCCCUCAGACCUGGCUAAGGGACAAGCGGAAGGCCUUUGCUGGGGACGCAUUCCCAUCUCAUCCUCCUCCUCCAGCUGCAUGUCCGACCCCCCAGUUCUCCAGCCAGAAAGGCUUAAAGUCCUAUCGAGCUACAUUCACCUUUGCUGGGCCUCGUGUUGACAAGUACCAUUGGGUCAGCAAAUCCCGGUCCUAGAGUGAGCCGCGCCUUCAACAUGGAACCGCAGUCGGGUUACUGCUUGGGACGGCAGCCGUGAUGCUGGAACAAAGCACCAUAAAACCCUGUUUGCAGGGGAAAAAAGGCUUCAGGACAGUUUAUCUUUAAUGGUUAAAAGUGUCAACAAUUUAUAAUUAUGCUGUUAAAGCAUGUUUUUAAACUUUGAAAUAUUCAAGUAUUUUAAAUUAUUCUCCCUUAUAAAUGUUUUAAAACUAAAAUAAGUGUAAAUAAAGUAACAUUGAACUGUCAUUGAAAAGAAAUGUGUCCGUGUCAGCUCUGCUGUUAUAUAAAAGUGUUUUCUGUCUUCA